Molecule: messenger RNA, 874 nt
Organism: Helicoverpa armigera (cotton bollworm)
Lineage: Eukaryota; Metazoa; Arthropoda; Insecta; Lepidoptera; Noctuidae
Product: peptidyl-prolyl cis-trans isomerase
Exons: 2
Coding region: 187-768 (193 amino acids)
Biological process (GO): protein folding; protein peptidyl-prolyl isomerization
Cellular component (GO): intracellular membrane-bounded organelle
Molecular function (GO): peptidyl-prolyl cis-trans isomerase activity
Source: RefSeq, a predicted model, not a curated record
UUUUUUACUGGCCUAUAGAAAAUGGAAAGGAGGUUUAUUCUAAAAGUCAACAAUAAUUUGACAAUUUAUUGACACAUGACAAAUGACAGUCAGUUGUGCAGAUUGCCGUCAGUCUCGAAUCUCGAUAAAAUCUGUCUGGAACUGCUCUAAAUUUUGAAGCGUGCUGAUCUUCGUUUUUUGUUAGUCAUGGCUAUACCGGCUUUACUUCGCCGUAUCACCUUGAUAAACGGGACCCUGUAUUCCGCCGCUGCUCUUCGCUUCGCUUCAUGCCAGUCUGAGAAAAAAGUCUUCUUUGAUGUAACUGCUGAUGGAGAACCUCUCGGUCGCAUUGUCAUAAAGUUGGAAACUGACAUGGUCCCUAAGACAUCAGAGAAUUUUAGAGCUCUGUGUACUGGCGAGAAAGGUUUUGGAUAUAAAGGAUCGUCAUUCCACAGGAUCAUUCCUAACUUUAUGUGUCAAGGCGGCGAUUUCACUAACCACAAUGGUACUGGAGGAAAGUCCAUUUAUGGCCGUGUUUUCCAAGAUGAGAACUUCAAACUGAAGCACACUGGCCCUGGUAUCUUAUCAAUGGCUAAUGCUGGUCCAAACACUAAUGGGUCUCAGUUCUUCAUCACAACAGUUCCUACACCCUGGCUUGACAAAAAGCAUGUUGUAUUUGGUGCUGUAGUAGAGGGCAUGGAUGUUGUAAGUAAAAUGGAAGGUCUUGGAUCUAAAAGUGGCAAGCCCACUAAGAAAAUUGUGAUUGCUGAAUGUGGUGAGUUGGACUAAACCUUAUCACAGUAUGUGUAUGAUUUGGUGUAUAGUAAGUAGAUACAAAAGUAGAAAUAAUUAAUAAUAUUAAGUUGUCAAUUAGAAUCUGUAGAUAUCAUAAAAA